Messenger RNA from Penicillium crustosum, 1215 nucleotides. RefSeq names its product zinc knuckle domain protein. NCBI's taxonomy places the organism in Eukaryota, Fungi, Ascomycota, Eurotiomycetes, Eurotiales, Aspergillaceae. Gene Ontology annotation, molecular function: zinc ion binding; nucleic acid binding. The record is from RefSeq and is a predicted model, not a curated record. The coding region runs from base 1 to 1215 and encodes 404 amino acids. The transcript has a single exon.
AUGGCGGACCCACCCGCGGGAGGGCCCGAGCCACCUCCCACAAACACGCAAGAAACCAUCGCCAACUUCACUGAGGGAAACCUCGAAGCCAGAGCCAUCAUUGACAACCGGAAGCGAACCCGGAGUGGAGAUGCCUUCGCCCCAACGGAUCCAGCCGGCCGAAUCACCACCAAGGAGGUGUGGAAAUUGAUCAGCACGCUGAAAGACAUCAUCCACCAACAAACAACGACCAUCGCAGCCACCCAAGAUGAACUACAGGAGAUCAAACACAACCAGAAUGUCCUCCAGGAACAGAACGAGAAAUUGCACGAUGAGGUGAAGGCACUGCGAGCACAAAUCGAGGCCACCCCACCGGUGACAGCGACCAGGUCCUGGGCCACCGUCGCAACGGAGGGCGGCAACGGCACCUCCCCGCGGAACCCCCAACGACCCGAGAAAGACCAGGAUUGCGUCCGAAUCAGCACCCAGAGGACCUUUGUGGACCCACGAGACAACGAUAACAACGAUGGAAACACGUUCGGACGAUAUCUCUCCAUCGAUGCCGCCAACGGCCAUAUUCGUACCGCGUUGCAGAGCGACACCGCGACCCAAGACGCCCAAGUGGCCGGCAUCGGCACAACUAAAACCGGCUAUUUCAUUCGAUUUAAGAACGCGGAGUCAGCCGAUAUGGCCCGUAGCAACACAGAGUGGCUACACAAGCUGGGCAACAACACGAGGCUAGUGAAGCCACGAUUCGGGGUCGUCGUGCACCGGACUCCCACCGAGGAAUUUGAUAUUGAGACAGGGACCGCCCAGGCGACGGAGAAAAUCAUCGCAGAUAACGACCUAGCGGAUCACAGCUUCCACAUUGAGGAACUAGCUUGGAUGAAAGCGAAGGAUAAGGCCCUGGGGAAGUUCGCGUCACUGGGAAUCUGGUUUGAUUCCCCAGAGGGGGUGGAAUACAUGCUUCGGAAAGGGUUCCUUGUCAGCGGGCAACUCAUUACCAGUGUCGAACGACGAGAAAUCAAGAAGAAGAGGUGCUUCCGGUGCCAACGGCUCGGCCACCUAGCGUGGUCAUGCAAGGAAACACCACGAUGCGGACACUGUGCAAGACAACACGAGCGGGAGCGAUGCCCGCCUGGAGUGAGAGCCCGGUGCCUGGAUUGCAGCGGUGAACACCCUACGGGCGAUCGGGAGUGUCCAACACCAUCGACCUUCAACCCUACCAGAUGCUAG